Trichomonas vaginalis G3 is the source of this 1887-nucleotide messenger RNA. RefSeq lists its product as uncharacterized. The transcript has a single exon. NCBI's taxonomy places the organism in Eukaryota, Parabasalia, Trichomonadida, Trichomonadidae. Bases 1 to 1887 code for a protein of 628 amino acids. The record is from RefSeq and is a predicted model, not a curated record.
AUGUCGAGUACGAGCACUUGGUCUUCAACAGCUCCACGAGACAUUGAUAGAUUCGAAAUUACUGAUAGUAGUGAUGAUGAUGACAAGCCAAUUAAGGAAAUUAAGUUAGAUCAGGUUCCUGUUGAGUCAACUGACUCAUCAGAUGAUGAUUCUGAGUCAUCUUCAAGUUCUUCGAGUUCAUCAAACUCAUCAUCAAGUUUUUCAUCAUCUUCAUCAGAUUCUCCAAAGAAGAAACAUAAGAAAAAACAAAAAGAUUUAAAUAUUACUCUUCAAACAAUAGCUCCUGAAAAGAUUGGCGAACCACUUCAAACAGAACUUGAUUAUUUAGUUACAACUCAUGUUAAAUCAAAUAAAAGGCAAGUUGAAAAUACAAGAGAUUCGAAUUUAAGAAUAAGUCAAGCAAAAUAUACAUAUUUUGAUCCUCCAGAACCAGAUAGAAGUUUUGUGGAUACUGCAUCACAAUCAUCUACAAUGGUUUCUACAGUUAGCAAAGAAAUAAGUUUUGCUAAUCCAAGCUUUUCAACGAAAGAGAUGAGUUUAACAAAUCCAAACAUUUCAACGAAAGAAAUCUUGAGAUUCAAAUACAAAAACUAUGAUUACGUUCCACCUAUUGACGGAAAAACUUAUGACCACCUAAACUAUACUCAAAAUGGAGUUCCACCACAAUUUAAAGCUUCGCGCACUUUAACGAAGGAAACAAAAGAAGCAAAGCAGAAAAAAUAUCCAUUAUGGAAAGAUGAAAACGUUAAAAAGCUUGAAGUUAAGCAUUAUGAUCGACUUAAUUAUACAAAAGAUGGGUUACCUGAGAAAUUCAAAGCUUCAAGAAAAAUUAUUGCUAAACGCGAGAAAAGGCUAAAAGAACCUUUAAGCUACAAAUUUUCCGAAAUUAAAGAUAAUCCACCUCAAUUCUUAUCAAGACUGAAACAAUUGCCAAAGCCCAAAUCCCCACCAAAGCCACCACAGGAAAAGCAGGCAAAUACUCAGUAUAAAACCUCAUUUAAGCAUCAUAGGAGUAAAUCUCUUGAAACUGAACUUCCUAAGAAAUAUGAAUGGAAGAAAAUACCAAAUAAUACUCCGCGUGGAAUGAAACUUCGCGCUCCAGAGAUUUAUACUAAAAAUGGCAAAGAAAAAAUGAUGAAAGAACGUGAAAAGAGGAGAAUUGAACAAUUAGCUCAAGAAACAAUUUACGAAGAACCACCAAGAGAACCAACACUUGCUGAAACAGAAACAGCACUUCAGAAACUUCUUGACGAAGGAAAUGUCAGAGAAUGGGAAGAAACUCAUCCAAAGAUUACUCCUGUUCCUUUGACAAGUUCUUCAUCUCUUUCUGAAGAUUCAGAUUUUUCAUUCAGCGAUUCAAUGAUGGUCGAAAAUGAAGAUGAAGCCAUGGAAAAGAUUCCUGGUCGCAAGCCAUACGUUGAUCCUCAUGAAACAGAAGCAGCAAGGCUUCGAAAUCAAGCUAUCAGACAGAAACUUGCAUUACGUGCAGCUCAGGAAAGAUAUAACGAAGAAGAAGAUUUCGAACGAAAUGUUAAAAACAGAGUUACUGCUGCACGUGUUGCAGCUACAAUUCGAAAGCUUGAAGCAGAUGUACAGAUAGUCAAGAAGGAUCCUAAGGAAGCUUUACAGGCCAGCAUGGAAGAUGAGAUGAAGAGGAGACGUGAGAUAGAAGAGAAAGUUAGAAAUGCUAAGAACACAGAAUUUAUUGCAAAGAGAACAGACAGAAGAGCUAAAAUUGUCGGAGAGAGAAAUAGACGAAUGAAAGAGAAGAGGGCAGCAGAAUCACAAAUCCCAGAUGUCACACAGAGAAGAAAAAAGAAGAAUGAAGAGCUAUUGCGAUUAUGGGAUCCUAAUCCAGCAAAUCAUUUCAAAGAUGAUGAAGAUUAA